CAAUGUUUUACGUUUUUCUUGCGAACAGGGAAAUAUAGUAACAUAGAAAUCUAAUCUGAAAAUAUAAAAACAACAACUUAGUGUCGGGUUGUUCAAGCUUGACUAUGGGUUGUUCAAUCCGCAGCUUGAAACUCGUGGCAUGUCUCAAAUCUAAAAAGAUGGUCAUAGCAAUCGUGUAUGCAGGCUUAAUGGUCGACAAUAUGUUGCUAACAGCCGUUGUUCCAGUUCUACCAGCGUAUUUCUUCCAAAUGCAAUUCAACUCCACGACUGGCAAAACGGAAACAACGCACCAUGUGCUGCUUGUAACAAAUUACACGAAGACACUGUCGCAUCAAUGUCCGCAUCGUAAAGGAGUGUCAAGCCAACAAUCAUUUUACAUGGGCAUUCUACUAUCUGCGAAGCCACUCGUACAAGUAUUGGCUAACUUUGCUGUUGGACCUAUUACCGAUAAGAUUGGAUUCGAUGUUCCACUACUUGUCGGUUAUAUUGUAAUGGCAGCGUCUUCACUAAUGUUCGCUUUCGGCAAGUCGUUCGUAUUUUUGUUGGUGGCGAGGGCUAUUCAAGGUAUUGGUUCGGCCGCUACAGCGACUGCCGGUCUAAGUUGGGUAGCUGACACAUACACAGAAAAGGUUGAACGAGGUUGGGCCAUUGGCAUGUCGUUUGGUGGUCUCGCGCUUGGUGUAUUAGUUGGACCGACGUAUGGGAGUUUGAUUUACCAAUAUGUUGGAAAGGAAUAUGUGUUCAUUAUCUUAGCCGUAAUGACUCUAUUAUUAAUAGUUGUCCGGUUGACAACACGAGAAAUUAGAAUAUUUAGAAGGCCACCAAAUGAAAUGGGCGCAUCGAUUUUUAAAUUGUUUAAAGAUCCUUACAUUCUUGUGGUAGCUAUUUCCUUGUGCGUCGGAAUAUCUUCAAUAACAGCCCUUGAGGCGGUGCAACCAACGUGGAUGCUUAAAACUAUGUGCCCAACCAAGUUGGAAUUGGGGGUUGCUUUUCUUCCAAUCAGUGGCAUAUACUUUAUAGUAACAUACGGCGUAGCUCUCUGGGGCCACAAAGUGGCGAGAUGGAUGCUUUGUUUGGUUGGAUUUUAUUUGCAAGUGGUUGGACUCGUUAUUUACCCAUUUGCACGCACGGUACCCGAAGUGAUAGGACCUGGUAUUUUAAUUGGCAUCGGCAUUAGUUUUACCGAUAGCUUGCUUCCAGUGUUAGCGUUUCUGGUCGACACAAGGCACAAACCAGUAUAUGGAAGCGUUUAUGCAAUUGCUGAUAUAGCAUUUUCACUUUCUUAUGUAAUAGGUCCUUUAAUAGCGGGAGCUGUGAUGGCUAAAGUUGGAUUUAAGUGGGCGAUGUGGGGAAUCGGUUUUAUAUUUUUUUCAUACGCCCCAAUUAUUUCCGUGCUAAGUAAAGUGAACGUUAAAGACGAAGAAGAGACGCCUCUUUUGAAAGAAGAUGGAAAGAACAUGGUCGAAGACGGUAAAACAAACACAAAUAAUACCACCAAUUAAAGUGUAUAAUAUUAACAUUUU
Ciona intestinalis (vase tunicate) is the source of this 1523-nucleotide messenger RNA. Lineage: Eukaryota; Metazoa; Chordata; Ascidiacea; Phlebobranchia; Cionidae. The record is from RefSeq and is a predicted model, not a curated record.